AGCUGAUGGAUCUGAUCCGGACAGAGGGCCAGAGGAUGACGGCAGCCCAGCCGUCUGAGACGACCGUGGGCAACAUGGUGCGGCGAGUGCUGAAGGUCAUUCGGGAAGAGUAUGGCAGGCUUCACGGGUGCAGCGAGGAGAGCGACCAGCAAGAAUCCCUGCACAAACUCCUGACUUCCGGAGGACUGAGCGAGGAUUUCAGCACACUUUAUCCUACCCUCAGAGCUAACGUUAUUGAAGCUAUUAACGAGCUGCUAAUAGAGCUAGAGGGCACCACUGAUAACAUUGCUAUGCAGGCGCUGGAGCACAUCCACUCCAACGAGGUGAUCAUGACCAUUGGCUACUCACGCACCGUUGAGGCCUUCCUGAAGGAAGCUGCCCGCAAGCGGAAGUUCCAGGUCAUCGUGGCGGAGUGUGCGCCGUUCUGCCAGGGUCAUGAAAUGGCUGUCCGACUAUCUAAAGAGAACAUUGAAACUACUGUCAUGAGUGAUGCAGCUAUUUUUGCUGUCAUGUCUCGAGUCAACAAGGUCAUCAUUGGUACAAAGACAAUCCUGGCCAACGGCGCCCUGAUUGCUGUGAGUGGGACUCACACUCUGGCACUAGCAGCUAAACACCAUUCCACUCCGCUCAUUGUGUGUGCCCCCAUGUUCAAGCUUUCACCGCAGUUCCCUAACGAAGAAGAUUCAUUCCACAAGUUCGUGUCACCACAGGAAGUGCUGCCAUUCACAGAAGGGGAGAUCCUGGGAAAGAUCAAUGUUCACUGCCCAGUGUUUGACUAUGUCCCUCCAGAGCUCAUUACUCUCUUCAUUUCUAACAUUGGGGGUAACGCGCCUUCCUACAUCUACCGCCUCAUGAGUGAGCUCUACCAUCCAGAUGACUAUGAACUCUAAUGCCAUGAAGCACAUCACUCUCCAGACUCUGCCUAUCUUUCUCUUUAGAAAGAUACAACAGCUAAUUAAAGUGUACGUUGCAGAGACAGGUUGCUGUGGGGAAUUUGCUCAGCAAUGUCUUUCCUACCCAAAAGCAACAGAAGGCAGAGCUCUUGUACAGGUAUUGAUCUCUGUGCUGUGUUAGAAGCCACGUGGAGCUGCUAACCGGCUUUGAUUCUGAAACAGUAAGGCAUACGUGUAACUCUCUGGGGCAGCUAAGCUGUUACUUCAAAGUAUGUUGCAAUAAAGGCUGUUUACAGUGAUCUCACUGUUAAGCAUAUUUUCAAUAUACGGUUAUUUUGUUUCUGUAACUAGCAGGAGUUUUACCAGUGUAGUGAGUUGCCUGCACCUAUGAUGCAGUAGCAGGCUUUAAGGUGUGCUUUCAGAUAUGAAUGUGAUAGGAAUCCAUUGGCCAUUGUCUUCAGAAUGGAUUUUUUUGGUAGAAUUUUCUGACAAUUUUUGGUGAGUUGCUGAAAUACAAACCAGCUUUUUGUACAGUGCUGGAAUGGAGAUUCCAUUCUUGAUGAAAGGCAGACCUUCAGAAGUCCCGUCAGCUAGCUUCUUCACCUCCAUGUCAGAAGGCAGAGCUCAAGCUCUUGCUUUGCUUAUUGUAGUCUGGGGGUCUGUCCUCUCCUGUACUAAUUGAGUGAUUGCGAUUAUUAUUCUUGGGUGGACAUCUUGUCUCAUUCGGAAAGUUCUUGAUUUUUGUGAGGGGCAGCAUGGAAUGUCUUAGAAAUCUCAGGCUCUUGCAGGCCAGCGAGAUCACUUUUCCUUAGUCCCUUUUAUCAAUGUAUGGCAAUACACUACACCACAGUUAAGGCAUCAAAUGAAAGUAGUUUCCAGUCCUUGUUUUGCUUUCGAUUCAGCAGAUGUCAGUAUCUCUCCAAUUUGGUUUUAAGUUGGAUGUCCGUGGUUAAACGAAGACACCACCUUCUUUUGCCAUUCUGAAAUAAACUCUACUCCUCUACCGUAGACUGAGACACAAAAUAGAACUUGAACCUGUAAAAAGUCUGCCUAUUGUAAAAAAUGCUGUGGGCUAUUUAGUUAUUUCUGUGGGGGUAAGUUUCUGUACCCUGAGAACGUGGGGCUAUGGUAGGAUUUAGAAAUCUCUCACUCAAGAAUGCAAACUACAGGGAGCUGGAGAAAACAGCUGGGUGUGUCAUUCAUUGCCUAGUUAAAUAAAAAGAAUGUUUUGAUGCG
This is a messenger RNA of Pygoscelis adeliae (Adelie penguin), 2129 nucleotides long. RefSeq names its product eukaryotic translation initiation factor 2B, subunit 2 beta, 39kDa (gene EIF2B2). Gene Ontology annotation, cellular component: eukaryotic translation initiation factor 2B complex. Lineage: Eukaryota; Metazoa; Chordata; Aves; Sphenisciformes; Spheniscidae. Gene Ontology annotation, molecular function: translation initiation factor activity; guanyl-nucleotide exchange factor activity. The transcript is spliced from 7 exons. Bases 6 to 890 code for a protein of 294 amino acids. The record is from RefSeq and is a predicted model, not a curated record. Gene Ontology annotation, biological process: translational initiation.